AUAACCCACCUGCUCCAGGGCUCAGAAGCAGUCUGGCGGGCAACUGAAGGCAGAUGAAGAGCCCUGCCCCUGCCCACAUGUGGAACCUUGUGCUGUUCUUGCCUUCACUGUUGGCUGUGCUUCCGACCACUACUGCCGAGAAGAAUGGCAUCGAUAUCUACAGCCUCACGGUGGACUCCCGGGUCUCUUCCCGAUUUGCCCAUACUGUUGUCACCAGCCGGGUGGUCAACAGAGCCGAUGCUGUUCAAGAAGCGACCUUCCAAGUAGAGCUACCCAGGAAAGCCUUCAUCACCAACUUUUCCAUGAUCAUCGAUGGCGUGACCUACCCAGGGGUUGUCAAAGAGAAGGCCGAAGCCCAGAAACAAUACAGUGCCGCCGUGGGCAGGGGAGAGAGUGCUGGCAUCGUCAAGACCACUGGGAGGCAGACAGAGAAGUUUGAAGUGUCAGUCAACGUGGCCCCUGGUUCCAAGAUUACCUUCGAACUCAUAUACCAGGAACUGCUCCAAAGGCGACUGGGAAUGUAUGAGCUACUCCUCAAAGUGAGGCCUCAGCAGCUGGUGAAGCACCUUCAGAUGGACAUCUACAUCUUUGAGCCUCAGGGUAUUAGCAUCCUGGAGACAGAGAGCACCUUCAUGACCCCGGAGCUGGCAAAUGCCCUUACCACUUCACAGAACAAGACCAAGGCUCAUAUCCGGUUCAAGCCGACGCUCUCCCAGCAACAGAAGUCUCAGAGUGAGCAGGACACGGUGCUGAAUGGGGACUUCAUCGUCCGCUAUGAUGUCAACCGGUCUGACUCUGGGGGCUCCAUUCAGAUUGAGGAAGGCUACUUUGUGCACCACUUUGCUCCAGAGAACCUUCCUACAAUGUCCAAGAAUGUGAUCUUUGUCAUUGAUAAAAGCGGAUCUAUGUCAGGCAAGAAAAUCCAGCAGACCCGAGAAGCCCUAGUCAAGAUCUUGAAAGACCUCAGCCCCCAAGACCAGUUCAACCUCAUUGAGUUCAGUGGGGAAGCAAACCAAUGGAAGCAGUCACUGGUGCAAGCGACAGAAGAGAAUUUGAACAAGGCUGUAAACUAUGCUUCCAGGAUCCGGGCUCACGGAGGGACCAACAUCAAUAAUGCAGUGCUGUUGGCUGUGGAGCUGCUGGACAGAAGCAACCAAGCUGAGCUACUGCCCUCGAAGAGCGUCUCCCUUAUCAUCCUGCUCACGGACGGUGACCCCACUGUGGGAGAAACCAACCCCACGAUUAUCCAGAACAACGUGCGGGAAGCCAUCAAUGGGCAGUAUAGCCUCUUCUGCCUGGGGUUCGGCUUUGAUGUGAACUAUCCUUUCCUGGAGAAGAUGGCACUGGACAAUGGUGGCCUGGCCAGGCGCAUCUAUGAGGAUUCAGACUCUGCACUGCAGCUUCAGGAUUUCUACCACGAAGUAGCCAAUCCACUGCUCUCAUCAGUGGCCUUCGAAUACCCCAGUGAUGCUGUGGAGGAAGUCACUCGGUACAAGUUCCAACACCACUUUAAGGGCUCAGAGAUGGUGGUGGCUGGGAAGCUCCAGGACCAGGGUCCUGAUGUCCUCUUAGCCAAAGUCAGUGGGCAGAUGCACAUGCAGAACAUCACUUUCCAAACGGAGGCCAGCGUAGCCCAACAAGAGAAGGAGUUUAAGAGCCCCAAGUACAUCUUUCACAACUUUAUGGAGAGACUGUGGGCACUGCUGACUAUACAGCAACAGCUGGAGCAGAGGAUUUCAGCGUCAGGUGCCGAAUUAGAGGCCCUCGAGGCCCAAGUUCUGAACUUGUCACUCAAGUACAAUUUUGUCACCCCUCUCACGCACAUGGUGGUCACCAAACCUGAAGGUCAAGAACAAUUCCAAGUUGCUGAGAAGCCUGUGGAAGUCGGUGAUGGCAUGCAGAGACUCCCCUUAGCAGCUCAAGCCCACCCCUUCAGGCCUCCUGUCAGAGGAUCUAAACUGAUGACCGUGCUGAAAGGAAGCAGGUCCCAGAUACCCAGACUCGGUGAUGCCGUUAGGGCAUCUAGGCAAUACAUUCCUCCCGGAUUCCCCGGACCUCCUGGACCUCCCGGAUUUCCUGCACCUCCUGGACCUCCUGGAUUUCCUGCACCCCCUGGACCUCCUCUUGCUUCUGGCUCUGACUUCAGCCUUCAGCCUUCCUAUGAAAGGAUGCUAAGCCUGCCCUCCGUUGCAGCACAAUAUCCUGCUGACCCACAUCUGGUUGUGACGGAAAAAAGUAAAGAAAGCACCAUACCAGAGGAAUCCCCAAACCCAGACCACCCCCAGGUUCCUACUAUUACCUUGCCGCUUCCGGGAUCCAGUGUGGACCAGCUCUGUGUGGAUAUCUUACAUUCUGAGAAGCCCAUGAAGCUGUUCGUAGACCCCAGUCAGGGUCUGGAGGUGACUGGUAAGUAUGAGAAUACUGGGUUCUCGUGGCUCGAAGUGACCAUCCAGAAGCCUCACCUGCAGGUCCAUGCAACCCCUGAACGACUGGUGGUGACACGAGGCAGAAAAAACACUGAAUACAAGUGGAAGAAGACGCUGUUCUCUGUGUUACCUGGCUUGAAGAUGACCAUGAAUAUGAUGGGACUCCUACAGCUCAGUGGCCCAGACAAAGUCACCAUCGGCCUCCUGUCCCUGGAUGACCCUCAGAGAGGACUAAUGCUGCUUUUGAAUGACACCCAGCACUUCUCCAACAACGUUAAAGGGGAGCUUGGUCAGUUUUACCGGGACAUCGUCUGGGAGCCACCCGUCGAGCCAGAUAAUACAAAACGGACAGUCAAAGUUCAAGGAGUUGACUACCUGGCUACCAGAGAGCUCAAGUUGAGUUACCAAGAAGGGUUCCCAGGAGCAGAGAUUUCCUGCUGGACAGUGGAGAUAUAGAACUGUUAGGAGCGCCACUCCCUGCCAUGUUGUCCUCGUACGCAGGCAGAUGACACCUUAUGCCAACAGGGACGCCUGUGAGGCCGAGACCUUGAUGGGAAGAGGAUGCUCCCUUGUUACAAAUAAAGAAGGGCAGUGUGAACCCAGGCAGUUGAUGUCAUGAUUCCAUGUGGCCAGUCCUGUGGGACUUAGGGUCCCAACCUGUAUAUUCUGUCUCAAAGAACAUUAAACUCUUCUGGAACUGGCCCUUGACAGCCUGGGACCAGGGAAACUUUUCACACC
Molecule: messenger RNA, 3164 nt
Organism: Mus musculus (house mouse)
Lineage: Eukaryota; Metazoa; Chordata; Mammalia; Rodentia; Muridae
Gene: Itih4
Product: inter alpha-trypsin inhibitor, heavy chain 4
Exons: 23
Coding region: 54-2882 (942 amino acids)
Biological process (GO): hyaluronan metabolic process
Cellular component (GO): extracellular region
Molecular function (GO): serine-type endopeptidase inhibitor activity
Source: RefSeq, marked reviewed